UCCCACAGGCUGGAGGAGGUCCCCUUGGAGGUGCUCCGACAGCGGGAGUCCAAGUGGCUGGAUAUGCUCAACAACUGGGACAAAUGGAUGGCCAAGAAACACAAGAAGAUCCGCCUGCGGUGCCAGAAGGGGAUCCCGCCCUCGCUGCGGGGCCGUGCCUGGCAGUACCUCUCUGGGAGCAAGGUUAAGUUGGAGCAGAACAUGGGCAAGUUUGAUGAACUGGAUCUCCUCACAGGAGAGCCCAAGUGGCUGGAUGUGAUCGAGCGGGAUCUCCACCGGCAGUUCCCCUUCCAUGAGAUGUUCGUCUCACGCGGAGGCCAUGGGCAGCAGGACCUGUUCCGGGUGCUGAAGGCGUACACGCUGUACCGCCCGGAGGAGGGAUAUUGCCAGGCCCAGGCGCCCAUCGCCGCUGUCCUGCUCAUGCACAUGCCAGCCGAGCAAGCGUUCUGGUGCCUGGUGCAGAUCUGUGAGAAGUACCUCCCUGGCUACUACAGUGAGAAGCUGUGUGGAGUGGCUGAGCCCUGA
Molecule: messenger RNA, 525 nt
Organism: Manacus vitellinus (golden-collared manakin)
Lineage: Eukaryota; Metazoa; Chordata; Aves; Passeriformes; Pipridae
Gene: TBC1D10A
Product: TBC1 domain family member 10A
Exons: 6
Coding region: 64-525 (153 amino acids)
Source: RefSeq, a predicted model, not a curated record